This is a messenger RNA of Guillardia theta CCMP2712, 592 nucleotides long. RefSeq lists its product as hypothetical. Gene Ontology annotation, biological process: glucose 6-phosphate metabolic process; glycolytic process; intracellular glucose homeostasis. The record is from RefSeq and is a predicted model, not a curated record. Gene Ontology annotation, cellular component: mitochondrion; cytosol. NCBI's taxonomy places the organism in Eukaryota, Cryptophyceae, Pyrenomonadales, Geminigeraceae. The transcript is spliced from 7 exons. Gene Ontology annotation, molecular function: D-glucose binding; ATP binding; fructokinase activity. The annotation marks the transcript as partial.
GGACGAGCAGCUUGACGCUGACUCGCUCAAUAAGGGACAGCAGCGUCUAGAGAAGUUGAUCGGCGGGAUGUACCUCGGCGACCUCUGUGCAAGAAUGCUUGAGUCAGCCAUCGCCGCCAAGGAGCUCUCUCUCCCUCUCUCGUCGGAGCAACUCCGUCAAGCCUUCACCUCCUCCCUCGCGUCUAAGAUCGAGGCAGCCAGCAGCCCGGCAGACCUCCAGCAGCUGCUCCAGGAGGAGCUCAAAGUUCAAGUCUCUCCACCUGCUGCCCAGCUGAUACUCGAGAUCUGCAGUGAGGUUUCUUCUCGCGCUGCGACAGUCAGUGGUUGUCUCCUUGCCGCCAUCGUCAAGCACAUGAAGCUCGUGGGCCAAGAAAUCGUCGUUGGCAUUGACGGCAGCAUCUUCAAGCUCUACACUCGUUUCAAAGAGAGAAUAUCACUCACUCUAGAGGAGCUGCUGGGAGAGGAUGGCAACAAGGUUGUGCUCGAGGUCACCCUGCCGCUUACUGGUCGAUGGUCUGACCCCCCGCAGCUCAGCGAGGAUGGAUCGGGAGUGGGAGCUGCUGUGAUAGCCGCCACUGCAGCUGAGCGAUGA